Molecule: messenger RNA, 306 nt
Organism: Chlorella variabilis
Lineage: Eukaryota; Viridiplantae; Chlorophyta; Trebouxiophyceae; Chlorellales; Chlorellaceae
Exons: 3
Coding region: 1-306 (101 amino acids)
Biological process (GO): mRNA splicing, via spliceosome; nuclear-transcribed mRNA catabolic process
Cellular component (GO): spliceosomal tri-snRNP complex; catalytic step 2 spliceosome; U6 snRNP
Molecular function (GO): RNA binding
Source: RefSeq, a predicted model, not a curated record
AUGGCGGGCCGCGGCAAGGAGAGCGCACUAGACCUGGCAAAGUUUGUAGACAAGAGUAUUCGUGUCAAGCUUGCAGGCGGACGGGAAGUGGUGGGAGUGCUCAAGGGCUACGACCAGCUGCUCAACCUAGUGCUGGACGAGGCGGUAGAGUACUUGAGAGAUCCUGAAGACCCCAUGCGGGUGACUGAUCAGACGCGGCCCAUGGGGCUCAUCGUCUGCCGAGGCACCUCCGUCAUGCUUGUGGUGCCCACAGCGGGCACCGAGGAGAUUGCGAACCCCUUCCAGCAAGAGGAGAUGGAGGCCUAG